Molecule: messenger RNA, 1834 nt
Organism: Drosophila miranda
Lineage: Eukaryota; Metazoa; Arthropoda; Insecta; Diptera; Drosophilidae
Product: dnaJ homolog subfamily B member 14
Exons: 4
Coding region: 73-1221 (382 amino acids)
Biological process (GO): cellular response to misfolded protein
Cellular component (GO): endoplasmic reticulum membrane
Molecular function (GO): Hsp70 protein binding
Source: RefSeq, a predicted model, not a curated record
ACGUGCCUAUCCACUAAACCAUCUGCGGCAGGCAGUUCAGGGAAUCAACAAAAGCGGUCAGCGGCGGCAAACAUGGCGAGACGGAGAGACAAUGGAGAAGCCACCAGGACAGCGCAGGAAGAGGAGGAAGCCACCUGGACAGAGCAGGAAGAGGAGGAAGCCACCGUGAUGCCUGGUCCAACGAGAUGCCAACUCCACGACCGGCUGGUCAGCGACCUGUGCCUGGGCAACUACGACCACGCCUUGGAACGGAUCCGCGAGGCCCUGUUAAUGACCACAGAUCGCAGACAGAUCGAGGCCCUCUUGGAGAUUAAGACCAUAGUGAUUCGAUUGUGCGGCGACUCGAAUGUCGGCGGCGAUCAGAUUUUCGGCCCCACCUUACAGUCGGACGCACUGCCACACGCCUUCACCGCCGAGAUGCUGGACGUUGUUCAGAAGGUACUGCGAUGCCGCAACCACUACGAGGUGCUGGGCCUCUCGCAGAACGACCCCUUCUCGGAGGUGAAGCGCUCCUACAAGAGGCUGGCCCUGCGCCUCCAUCCCGACAAGAACCGGGCUCCUGGCGCCGAGAUGGCCUUCCGCCGCAUCAGCGAGGCCGCCGACUGCCUAACGGACCACGACAGGCGGAUGAAGUACACUUUGGACAUGGGCAUGGGCGACUCCGAGUACUCUGAUGGGGAGAAUGUGGAGCAGGAGGAGGAAGAGGAGGACUACGAUGGGAGUACGCCGCGACGCCCCUAUAUGGCGGCCAAUCAGCGCGUGCCCCAGAGUCAGGCGCUGUUCCAGACCGAACAUCUGGCCAUCGGAAUGGUGUGUGCGCUGCUCUUCAUGUUCCUCACCAUGCAUUUCCUAAGCACCGUGCCCGACUACAGCUUCAAGCGCACCAGCACCCACAGCUUGGUCCGCUUCAGCCAUUCCAGGAAUAUAGCCUACUACAUGAGCCCGAAGACCGCCGCCAAGUAUACGGAGGAGCAGCGCCAGGAGCUGGAGCAGGAGAUCGAGAGCGUGUACAUCCAAGACCUGAAGGUGAACUGCCAGCAGGAGACGAGACUGCGCGACACUCUGCGCCUGCGGGCGAGGCAGGGCGAUCUGGAAAAUAUGCGCCACCAUGCGGAGGACCUGCCGUUAGCAGCCUGCAAGGCGCUCUUCGAGAUCGGGAAGUCCAGCCCUAGGCCGUUUCUGUGGAGUAAUCCAAAGAAGCAGGAGCCCACAGAGGUCUAGUCUUGCCCCAGGACUCAACUACUCCUCCUCCUGCUCCACAUUUUUCCCAUCAGAGCACUCAAAGUCGCCCCUGCCCCUGCCCUUGUCCAAAUUGUACUUUAUCGGGGAUAUCUGUUCAAAGCUAAAAUUUGUGAAUAAAUUAAGUAACCAAACCAAAUCACUCUGCUUUUUCUACUGUGACUGUGACUCCCUUUUGGACUUUCAGCCCACCCCUAGCUGGCGAUAGUUGCCGAUAGUACCAUCACUAAGAAUUAAGAAACAAAACAGAUAGAUACCGUGAAAGAAGAAGUGGGGAAGAAACGUUUUCCAAUGGAAAUCUUCCGAAAUUUCUUAUUUUCGUUCGUUUAUGGUCGAAGGAUCGUAAAUUCGUAUAUAUCAUACUAAUUUUCUAGGUAUAUUUCUCAAGUAAAUACAUUUCAAUUAGCACUAAAUUCAAAUCAUGUAUCUAAAUAAUUAUUCCGUUUUUACACGGUAGAUUUGUUCCUGAAAAACCGGGUAAAAAAGACAUUGAUCGAAUAUGCAAAAAAUCGAAAGAGAAACAAAUAUGUACAUAUUCUCCUUGUGCUCUUUAUUGUUUUCGUUUGGUUCAUAGCUGUUUAUAAGCUGUGUGUGU